Messenger RNA from Sander lucioperca (pikeperch), 1208 nucleotides. RefSeq lists its product as uncharacterized. Bases 16 to 846 code for a protein of 276 amino acids. Gene Ontology annotation, molecular function: protein binding. The transcript is spliced from 6 exons. The record is from RefSeq and is a predicted model, not a curated record. NCBI's taxonomy places the organism in Eukaryota, Metazoa, Chordata, Actinopteri, Perciformes, Percidae.
CACUUAGCGGUUAAUAUGAUGAACAAAUGCGGAGGUGCAACGUUUGUCCCUUACGACUUUCUGUUGAACGCUGCCUCAAUGUCGGCCCCCUUCAUGUCUCUACAAAGAUGUUGCCAGCGGUCGGCUCUCCUCAUCGUUGCCCGACGACAGUGGAGCUCCAGCUCAGUGUCUUCCCCUCCCCUGCACACCAGGCUCCUCCUCUUCCUCACCCAGCGUUUCUAUGAUGUAGAGAUGCUCCUGAGCUGGGGGUCUCAGCUAAGAAGGAGGGGGAUUCAGAAAAAAAAUGUUUACUAUGGCUACACUCAGAAGUUGUAUGGGUCAGACAUAGCAGCAGCAUAUUAUAUCUUGAGUCUGAAGGGAGGAUUUAGGUAUGUUGGCCAGCCAGAGUGGUUCCGUGCAAACCAGAGGGGCAAAUUCAAUUGGGAUUUCUUGAAACACAAAGACACACCUCUAGAGGAAGUAAACAUGAGCUACACAGUCAUCAACUACACAGGGCUGGGGAACCUGGAGGGACAGAAAUCCCUGCGAACUUUGUCAUUACGAGGAUGUCCUGAGGUGGAUGACUGGUUCCUGGCCAGGCUCCAUAUAUUCCAGGACUCUCUGGAGGAACUGGACAUCUCUCACUGUCCACGCAUCACUACAGCUGGCCUGGCUGCACUCAGGAAUCUCAAGGGACUGCGGCGUCUGGACGUGUCGUCCCUCCCUGGGAUUUCAAGUCCUGGGUUGGUCGUUAUCCUGCUGGAGGAGAUGUUACCGCAGUGCCAGAUCACCGCUACUGGCUAUGACCAUAGCCUGAGGCAGGAGAAAGGAGAGAGAAUGGAGGAGCACAUGGAAGGGCAGAGGUAGGGGCUCAGAGGAAUCAAGGGACUCAGUAGAAAAUGAGAAAGUCCUCUGAGAUGGCUCUGCUGUCAGUUCAUUGUAGUCUGACGGAAAGGGUCGCUGACGGAGCAAAGAGACCAGUAUGAACCACUGGUCGCAUCCAGUGAAAAAGAAAAGAAACAAAAACAUGUACUAACUCAAGUUUGUUUUAUAAUUUGGCAGCGUCAUCUAUCUGCAAGUUAAGGAUGUAAAUCUAAAUGUGUGCAAAAUCAUGUCUGUCUCAAGCCAAUUGCACUGUCUGCAUGUUAAUUAUAACAUGCAGGUUUUAUUUGCUGAAAUGUAAAUAUGAUUGUAAAUGUACUGAAUAAAGACUGUAUUGUCCAAUAUCA